CUUCUGCUUUGACUGGUGUCAACGUCACUGUGGUUUAACGGCUGAAAUGAAGACGAAAAGCUCAGAGUGAGACGGAGACACAGAGGAGACAGAGAGUGAGACGGCGACACAGAGGAGACGGAGACAGCGCGACUGAAUGACAUCAUUGUCAAACUAAAACCAGAUAGGAUGACUUCAUCAGCUGACAUCAUAACUCCAUUUUCUGUAGAGGCCUUGACCUCCAGCAGUGCCACGCCUACUGCGGACACAGACUACUCUGACUAUGAAGGUCUGAUGUGCAACCGCGCAUCAGUGCGGGAGUUCAGGCACUUCUACGAGCCGCCCCUGUUCUGGGCAAUCACGCUGGUGGGCGGAGUCGGCAACCUGGCGGUGGUCUGGAUCUACCUGCACUUCCAACGGCGGUUGAAGACCAUGACGGACGUGUACCUGCUGAACCUGGCCGUGGCUGACCUCCUGUUCCUGGUGACGCUGCCGCUGUGGGCCGCUGAGGCGCUGCAUGGCUGGAACUUCGGCUCCACCCUCUGCAAGCUGAACUCCGCCCUCUACAAGGUGAACCUGUUCAGCAGCAUGCUCCUGCUCACCUGUAUCAGCGUGGACCGCUACGUGGUCAUCGUGCAGACCACCAAGGCUCAGAACACACGGGCGGAACGGCGGCGCUGCAGCCGGCUGGUCUGCCUGGCGGUGUGGGCGGUGGCGCUGCUGCUGGCGUUACCCGAGCUCAUCUUCGCCACCACGACGCCAACGGAGGAAGUUCUGUACUGCCGCAUGGUGUUCCCAGCUCACGUGGGAAACCUGACCAAGAUCGCCACGCUGUCACUGCAGGUGACCAUGGGCUUCUGCCUGCCCUUCAUCAUCAUGGCGUUCUGCUACAGCGUCAUCGUGGCCACGCUGCUCAAAACGCGCAACUUCCAGAAGCACAAGGCCAUGCGUGUCAUCCUGGCGGUGGUGGCGGUGUUCGUAGUAUCGCAGCUGCCCUACAACGCCGUCCUGGUGGUGGAGGCGGCACAGGCGUCCAACAUGACGCUGACCGACUGCGAGCAGCUGCGGCGCUUCGAUAUAACGGGGCAGGUGCUGAAGAGUCUGGCCUACACUCACGCCUGUAUCAACCCCUUCCUCUACGCCUUCGUGGGUGUUCGCUUCCGCCGUGAUGUCAUGCAGCUGCUGCGUUGCUUCCACCGCAGACCGCUGGCCGCCAAGAGCCCGUCAGGGAAGUCCAGCAGGAGUCCGCUGAGCUCCGCCAGAACCUCAGUAAUGUCCGACUGCGACACCUCACAAGCGCUGUCAUUAUAGACGCAGCGUCCUGCCACAUCACACGCCGCCAUGUGGACCUAAACUCUGCCUUCACCUGAACUGUGUCCAGGAGGACGUCACUCCAUCAGUCGAGUCAGUGAACAUGUUCACAGCCACAACUUUGCAGAUAACAGCUCUGAAACUGACGAGAAAACACCAAACCAGCUCAUACCACCUUAAAACAAAAUGAAAUCAGUCCAUUCUACCUUAAAAUGAUGCUUGUGCUGCUUUCCCUUUUAGUUUUUCCAGUUCAUUUAAGGUGGAAUGUUCUUUCCUGCCUGUAAAAUGUGAAGCUCUUCCUGCUGCUGAUCUGGGAUGACUUGUUUGUUCUGUUUAUAUUUGUUGUUUACUUUUUGUUAUUCUGUUGUUUGUUGUUCAGUUGUUUAUUGUUCAAGUUGCUUAUUGUUGUUCUGUUGUUUAUUCUUCAGUUGUUUAUUGUUGUUCA
Sphaeramia orbicularis (orbiculate cardinalfish) is the source of this 1735-nucleotide messenger RNA. RefSeq names its product chemokine (C-C motif) receptor 9a (gene ccr9a). Gene Ontology annotation, biological process: immune response; cell chemotaxis; positive regulation of cytosolic calcium ion concentration. Lineage: Eukaryota; Metazoa; Chordata; Actinopteri; Kurtiformes; Apogonidae. Bases 169 to 1290 code for a protein of 373 amino acids. The transcript has 3 exons. The record is from RefSeq and is a predicted model, not a curated record. Gene Ontology annotation, cellular component: membrane; external side of plasma membrane. Gene Ontology annotation, molecular function: C-C chemokine receptor activity; C-C chemokine binding.